GGCACCGCCGGACAAAACAACGUCCCGCUGAAGCGUGUUUCGUUGAGAAAAGCGGCUUAUUGCAGAUAACAUAUUUGACUGCAAUGUUACACCUGCCGCAGGAUGUUGUCUCUAGAUCUGGAAACUGAUACUACUGCGGAGGACACCGCGCCGAGCUCCCCAGAUGGAGGCGCGCAGACACCGGCCAGUCUCGAUGUGCUGGAAGAGCAAUGGCCAAUAAAACAGUCCCUAAGUGCCUCUAUGUGCCGCGAGACGCACUGGCGAUGCCUCCUCCUUUCGCUGCUCAUGUACAGCUGCCUGGGUGCCGUGACCUGGUGUCAGCUCACCCAGGUCACCAAGCUGAGCUUCGAUUCCUCCAGUACUUCCCUCACAACCUCAAUGAACUCUCUCAAAGGAGGAGGUCGCGCCAUGAUAUACCACGACAGCCCUUGCUCUGAUGGCUAUGUGUACAUCCCCUUGGCCUUCCUGCUCAUGCUCUACGCUGUUUACCUUAUGGAGUGCUGGCACUGUCGCGCCCGCAGUGAGUUACAAUGCAAGGCCAACAUUGACAGCGUGUAUGACAGGGUUCUACGGAUGCGGCAAGCCCGACCAUGUGUAUGGUGGAAAGCCAUCAGUUACCAUUUUGUACGCAGGACUCGACAAGUAACGCGUUACCGGAAUGGAGAUGCCUACACAACCAUGCAGGUUUAUCACGAGCGGGUUAACACACAUGUAGCCGAGGGUGAGUUCGACUACGGUCGCUACGGAAUGAGAGACGUCUCCCGCAACUUGCGCGGACUGGAGGGUCACGUGGCGACACGGUUGCAUUUCUCCAAGUGCUUUAGCUUCACAGGAGCAGGACCUGAAAAUGCUUACCUCAACCAACGAGCCAGGUUCUUCUCGGAAAUCGAAGGACUGGAUGACUACAUGGAAGCCCGUGAAGGAAUGCUGCUGAAGAACGUCGACUUUAAGGAGCACCUCAUCGCUUACGUUGAUCCCGACCAAAUGCCAUGGUACACCUCUCGGGUCACCUUCUGGUUGGCGGCUCUACUCAUGCUCUCCUGGCCUUUGCGAGUGCUGAUAGAGUACCGUACAGCGUUUGUGCACUACCAAGUCGAGAAACUCUUCGGACUAGAGUAUAGCAACAACAGCCCAUCUCCAGAAGUCGACGCCACCACGAGGAACAAUCGCUACGGCCUUCCAAGAGCAGAAACCGUUGAUAGUACGGAGCUGGAAUGGCACAUUCGAACAAACCGCCAGCUUAUACCAAGCUACUCAGAGGCCAUGCUAAUGAACCUGGGGACUUCUGGUUCAAACCAAAGAGACAGCAUUUCCUCCAACCAACUGCUGUUGGACAGCUGCUCGACACAGAGCUACGGGACACUGGUGCAGAACUGUGAGCACUGUUGUGAACACGAAGGUGGGCAAAGACGCCCGACUAUCAGCUCUAGCUGUUCCUCCAUCUUCUCUCGCCACACCUUCCACUCCCGUUUGUCCCUGGACACCUCGCACUUCUCACUUUGCCGCAUGUACGGCUCCAGGCGCACCGUGGGACUUUGGAGGAGCCGCAGUAGUACACUUACAGAUCGCUGCUGCCCCGAUGAACAGUGCUGCAGGUCUUACACCAGUCAGCUUGCGCUUAAUGACAGCCCGCCGAACUACCAAGACGCCCGCUUCUUCCCAGUCCUCAUUGUACAUCGGCCUGAGGGCUGUGGGGACUCCUCUGAGGUGAGGAGAUAUUAUGUUCGCAGAGGCUCCUGUUCUGUGGAGACUUCGGUUUAGAGUGGCUUGAACUGGUCAGGCUGACUAAUUCAGCGAUAGAAAACAUUUGUUUAACAUUAUUAUUUGCACUAUGCAGAAAGUGGACUUGAUGGCUGUAGCUUGAUGCCGAACUGAUGAAGUGUAUUCUCUGAACUGUCUUGAUCUAUCAGCAAACAUGUGUAAAAUUAGAAAUGUGGCUUAUUCAGUGCAGCACUUUUUUUAUACAUUUUGAUUUCAAUUAAAGGGCUGGACUGGAAUUAUCAAUAAAUAUAACAAGUUUUUCAUACUCUUUAUGAACAGCUGGCUUAAGGAUAUGCCAGCUUUAAUAAAAUCAUAUAAAAAAAGAAAUCACAUUACACAUAUUUUACGUCAAAAACAUGCAUUGCUUGUAAUAAAUGUUUGUGCUCACUGACGGAAUGGGUUAUGACUUCUGACUUGCAGAAGAGAGAAAGAGAGAAAAUAAAUUCACUAGCUGACAUUUUGCCUUUGUUACUAAUCUGAAAUGUUUUUUAAAGAAAUAAAUAAUUUUAUAACGAGUUAUAUACAUAUAUAUGCAUAAUUAAAGACAAAUAUCAUUAUUGUUAUAGUUGUUAUUUUCAUUAUUGUAUUAUUAUUAUUUUUAAUUUUUUUAAUAUUAAUGAACAUGAACACUGAAUGAGUAUGUUGGCAUCAAUAAUUUUCUUUGAUGUCUGGUUUAUAUAAGCAAAGGUUGCAUGGCAAUUUGCUUACAUUGUUGAGAGAGACUCAUCAAUUUAAUGACCCCCUUAUGGCCUAACCUGUAUGUUCGAGGUAUGGAUGUGAGAAAGUUAAUAAAUGCUGCUGAAAUGGCAGUGACUGUUAUAAAAUAGUGCAGAAUAAAAUUUCUCCAAUGCUAAAACUUGAAAA
Carassius gibelio (silver crucian carp) is the source of this 2625-nucleotide messenger RNA. Its product is annotated as transmembrane protein 151B-like. Lineage: Eukaryota; Metazoa; Chordata; Actinopteri; Cypriniformes; Cyprinidae. The record is from RefSeq and is a predicted model, not a curated record. Bases 103 to 1761 code for a protein of 552 amino acids. The transcript has 2 exons.